Messenger RNA from Aspergillus niger, 909 nucleotides. RefSeq lists its product as uncharacterized. Gene Ontology annotation, molecular function: phosphatase activity. Bases 1 to 909 code for a protein of 302 amino acids. The record is from RefSeq and is a predicted model, not a curated record. NCBI's taxonomy places the organism in Eukaryota, Fungi, Ascomycota, Eurotiomycetes, Eurotiales, Aspergillaceae. The transcript is spliced from 4 exons.
AUGUCAUCUAACGGUAUCACAACGAGAAAGAUUGUCUGCUUCUCAGACUUCGAUGGAACGAUAUUCAUGCAAGAUACGGGCCAUGUCCUUUUUGAUAACCUGGGGUGUGGUGCCAAGCGCCGCCAAAUGCUCGACGAGCAGAUCAAGUCCGGCGAGCGCUCAUUCCGUGAAGUCUCCGAAGAAAUGUGGGGAUCGCUACGGAUCCCCUUCGAGGACGGCUUCGAUGUGAUGCAGGAGGAGCUGGAUAUUGAUCCUGGGUUUCAGGAAUUUCACAAGUUUUGUAUCGAGAAGGGAAUCGAUUUCAAUGUUAUCAGUGCUGGUUUGAAGCCGGUCUUGCAGAAAGUGCUGGACACUUUCCUAGGAGAGCAAGAGGCAUCGCGCAUUCAGAUUGUCGCCAAUGAUGCAGAUAUCAAGUCCGACGGCUCGGAGUGGAAGCCGAUCUGGAGGCAUGAAACAGAGCUUGGCCACGACAAGGCCCUGUCUAUCAAAGAGGGUCGUGCGCAAGCAGCAGAAGAUGCCUUGGAAGGAGAGAUCCCUCUUAUCAUCUUCAUUGGUGACGGAGUGUCCGACCUCCCGGCUGCUCGUGAAGCGGAUGUCCUUUUCGCGCGCAAGGGACUGAGGUUGGAGGAAUAUUGCAUUGAGAACAAGAUCCCCUACAUUGGCUUCGACUCAUUUUCCGAUGUCAAGCGGGAAGUAGAAGCGAUCAUGAAGGAGGACCAGGAGAAGACCAAGGGCGUGGGCAAGCCUGCCCGGUUUAACCCCCGGGCCAAUAUGUGGCGGCGGAUUUCCAGCAAGCAGGCUGUUCCGAAGUUUGUCGCUGCCACACCAUCCAGGGAAGAGAAGAUGUUCCUCUGGCCAGAGAGCUUCUCCGAAUACCGACCCAAGAAUGCGGAUGAUAUCCGAGUUUGA